AUGGCCUUCCUUGACGGUGCCUACAGUAUGGUCCAUAUGGACAAUGCAGCGGACCAGCCGAGCCAACAGGAUCUGAAGACGCAGCUGGAAAAAGGGACAGAUGAGACCAAAGUUGACACCAUGAAGAAGAUCCUCACCAUCAUGCUCAACGGCGACCCCAUGCCUAACCUGCUGAUGCACAUUAUUCGAUUUGUGAUGCCCUCGAAAAGCAAGCCGCUCAAGAAGUUACUAUACUUCUACUAUGAGAUUUGCCAGAAGCUGGACGCCAAUGGCAAGUUGAAGCAGGAGAUGAUCCUCGUCUGCAACGGCAUCCGCAACGACCUCCAACAUCCUAAUGAAUUCGUGCGAGGCAACACUUUACGCUUCCUUGCCAAAUUGCGCGAGCCCGAACUGAUCGAACCCCUACUCUCCGCCGCUCAGACCUGCCUGGAUCACCGCCAUGCCUAUGUACGAAAGAAUGCUGUUUGGGCUCUCGCUUCCGUCUAUCAACAUGCUCAAAACCUCAUUCCGGAUGCGCCAGACAUGCUACAGACGUUCCUUGCCGGCGAAUCAGACACUACCUGCAAGAGAAAUGCUUUUGCUGCCUUGAUGUCCAUCAGUCAUGACAAGGCCCUGGAAUAUCUGAGCGGUGUUCUAGAUGGCGUACCGAAUGCCGAUGAACUACUCCAGCUUGUUGAACUCGAAUUCAUUCGAAAAGAUGCUGUCCAAAACCAGGCCAACAAGGCCCGCUACCUCAGACUGAUUUUCGACCUCCUUGAAGCAAAUGCCAGCACCGUCACCUAUGAGGCUGCCACUUCCUUGACAUCUCUCACGAGCAAUCCGGUUGCUGUAAAGGCAGCAGCUGGCAAACUUAUCGAGCUUAGCAUCAAAGAGGCGGACAAUAAUGUCAAGCUUAUUGUUCUUGACCGCGUUGAUCAACUCCGGAGACGGAAUGAGGGUGUCCUUGAUGAUCUGACCAUGGAGGUUCUUCGCGUGCUUUCCAGUCCAGAUCUUGACGUCCGAAAGAAGGCUCUUGGUAUUGCUCUUGAGAUGGUUUCAAGCAAAAACGUCGAGGAGAUUGUCAUGCUCCUGAAGAAGGAGUUGAGCAAGACGGUGAACGAGCAGUAUGAGAAAAACAGCGAAUAUCGUCAACUGCUCAUCCAGUCCAUUCACCAAUGCGCGAUCAAGUUCUCUGAGAUCGCUGCUAGUGUGGUGGACGUGCUCAUGGACUUCAUUGUCGACUUUAACAACAGUGCCGCUGUGGACGUCAUCUCGUUCGUCAAAGAGGUGGUGGAGAAGUUCCCUAAGCUUCGUUCCUCGAUUGUGGAAAGGCUCGUAUCUACUUUGGGCGAGGUGCGAGCUGGCAAGGUCUACCGUGGUUCGCUCUGGGUUGUCGGUGAGUACUCGCUCACGGAAGAAGACAUCCGAGAGGCGUGGAAACGGAUCCGAUCUAGCAUUGGCGAGAUUCCGAUUCUAGCCAGCGAGCAGCGCCUACUCGAGGAACACGUUGAUGGCGAGGAUCCCGAGACGAAGCAGGUCAACGGCACGAAAACAUCGUCUUCUAGCCGCAAGGUACUUGCGGACGGCACAUAUGCUACCGAGAGUGCUUUGACCAGCGAAUCGACCGCAAAUGCUCGGCUAGAAGCUGUCAAGGCUGCUUCGAAACCACCCUUGCGACAGCUAAUUCUGGAUGGCGAUUAUUACCUUGCGUCUGUACUAUCGUCUACCCUGACCAAACUUGUGAUGCGACAUUCUGAAAUUUCAUCGUCGCAAGAACGAACGAACGCGUUGCGAGCAGAAGCCAUGUUGAUCAUGAUCUCCAUCAUCCGUGUUGGCCAGUCGCAGUUUGUCAAGGCUCCCAUCGAUGAAGAUUCGAUCGACCGAAUCAUGUCUUGUGUGCGGUCCUUGGCCGAGUUCUCUGAGCACAAGGAACUCGAGACGUCGUUUCUCGAUGACACACGGCAAGCUUUCCGAGCCAUGGUCCAGGUUGAGGAGAAAAAGCGUGCUGAAAAGGCCGCGGUGGAAAAGGCGAAGACUGCUGUGCAAGUCGAUGAUGUGUUUUCAAUACGCCAACUCACCAAAAAGGGGGCCGGCGAUGGGGCCGAUGAGAUUGAAAUUGAUCUGGAGAAAGCGACAGGGGGAGACAGCGCCUAUGAAGACUUGUCGUCCAAGCUCAGUCGCCUAGUUCAGCUGACCGGCUUCUCAGAUCCUGUCUACGCCGAAGCAUACGUCAAAGUGCAUCAGUUUGACAUCAUCCUGGAUGUGCUCCUUGUUAACCAGACACAAGACACACUACAAAAUCUGUCGGUAGAAUUUGCGACGCUGGGCGACCUAAAGGUGGUGGAACGACCAACGACGCACAACCUUGGACCGCAGGACUUCUUGAACGUCCAGUCUACAAUCAAAGUCUCCAGCACGGACACAGGCGUCAUAUUCGGCAAUGUUAUCUACGACUCCCCGUCGGGUACCGAUACACGCGUGGUAAUUCUCAACGACGUGCAUGCGGAUAUCAUGGACUAUAUUCAACCGGCAACUUGCACCGAGUCGGCGUUCCGAACCAUGUGGACCGAGUUUGAAUGGGAGAAUAAGGUCAACAUCAACAGCAAAUCGUCAUCGAAGACGCUUCGCGAGUUCCUUGACCAUCUGAUGAAGAGCACGAACAUGACAUGCCUUACUCCAGAUGCAGGAUUGAAGGGUGACUGUCAGUUCUUGAGCGCCAAUCUCUACGCGCGGAGUGUUUUUGGGGAGGAUGCAUUGGCGAACUUGAGUAUUGAGAAGACAGCGGACGGUAGUAUCGUGGGCUUUGUGCGGAUACGAUCUCGAUCGCAGGGUCUGGCAUUGAGUCUGGGGUCGCUUAAGGGGCUGAAAGCCGGGACUUAUUGA
Molecule: messenger RNA, 2862 nt
Organism: Cyphellophora europaea CBS 101466
Lineage: Eukaryota; Fungi; Ascomycota; Eurotiomycetes; Chaetothyriales; Cyphellophoraceae
Exons: 3
Coding region: 1-2862 (953 amino acids)
Biological process (GO): intracellular protein transport; endoplasmic reticulum to Golgi vesicle-mediated transport; intra-Golgi vesicle-mediated transport
Cellular component (GO): COPI vesicle coat; cytoplasm
Molecular function (GO): structural molecule activity
Source: RefSeq, a predicted model, not a curated record